Messenger RNA from Camelina sativa (false flax), 533 nucleotides. NCBI's taxonomy places the organism in Eukaryota, Viridiplantae, Streptophyta, Magnoliopsida, Brassicales, Brassicaceae. The record is from RefSeq and is a predicted model, not a curated record.
AUAAACCCUGUAACCAAUUUUCCAACCAGUGUGAUAACACUCCAAUCAUUAUUAGCAUGUGGAGCGGUUGGGUUCCAUGCACUAGCCGAGGGGCUUGCUCUUGGGGUAGCUGCUCCAAAUGCUUAUGGACUUGGCAGACACAUGGUACUCCCGGUUUCCCUACACGGGCUUCCUAGAGGGACAGCGGUUGCAAGCUGUGUCUUUGGGGCUACUGACAGUUGGCACGCAGCUCUUGCAGCAGCUGCUUUGAUAGGAUUUGUUGGACCCAUAUCAGCCAUAGGAUCCAUAUUAGCCGGGAUAGAUUACAGUGGACUGGACCACGUAAUGGUGGUGGCAUGCGGUGGAUUACUGCCCAGCUUCUGGCAGGUGAUUAAGAGAGCGGUGAGGUUAGAGAGAAGGAAAGGCAGUGUGGGGAUGGUGCUGGGACUAGCGUGUGCUGUUGUGUGUCUGACUUUCACGAGACUCGUGUGCUUGCACACGCCCUACUGCAAUUCUGCACCUGAGGCUGUUAGAUGAUGAUUCCUUGUGAACAC